This is a messenger RNA of Dimorphilus gyrociliatus, 6984 nucleotides long. The record is from the annotation of a GenBank genome assembly. NCBI's taxonomy places the organism in Eukaryota, Metazoa, Annelida, Polychaeta, Dinophilidae.
AAUGUGGAACACUUUUCGAAAAGAGUAUAAUGUUUGCAAAUUGACAUCUGAUUUAUUUCUCGAAUUUUUGAUCAAUCAAACUGUUCUUAUGAAAAAAUGCUCCAAGAUUUAGAAAAAUCCAUUUCAGAGGAUUUACUUAUUCCUUUUUUUUGCAUUAGGGCAACCUCAAAUGUUGACGCCGUAUGUCUGGUUAGUACGUCUUGGCUGGACCACUUUCGCAAUCAAAAGUCACCUCAAUAUAAUGCCAAACAUUGGGUACAUUUGGACAAGUCACUUUGUUCUGAUUUGUUAGCUCCUACAACCACUUCAUUGCCUAAAAAUUUCAUAAAGGUUGCUGUUGAAAAGUUAAUUUUAACCGAUCUCAAUGUUGAAAGCCUAAUUGAUCGUGAAUUCAUACAAGAGCAUUCUAGCUUACUACAAACUCUCUCUCGAGAAAGUAUUGAUAGUUUACAUCUGAAAGCUCUAAAUUCAUACACCAAAGCUUUCCUGUUUGGUAAUUUUUCACCAAAGUUAUCUAAAGUUGAUAAACAACGUCAUAUUGUCUCAAGAUUGUUAACAAAACUUUUCAAAACACAAGAAUUAGAAGGUCUACUCAGAUGUGAAGGAAUCUACGAAAAGAAGAAUAAUUUAUACAUUGUCAGAGAAUAUAGAAAGCAUAAUCUGGUGGAUGCAUUUAAAUUUUCACCUAAUUUUUUAAGUGGAUAUAUGCCUUGCUUAUUUAUCAUUUACCAGCUAGUUCGAACAAUUCACUUUCUCCAUACAAUUGGCCUAUCGUUUGGAGAUGUGAGAUUAAAUGAUAUUUCGUGCGACUCUCGAUUUUGGAUUAAAGUUCGCCAGCCAAAAUUGAAUUGUAUUUAUAAAGAUAUUACAACAGUUAAAGUCCCAAAUCAAAAUGAGGAUAACCUUCAAAAGCUUUUAAACGAUAUGAAUAGAUGGCAAAAUGGAGAAUUAUCUAAUUUAGAGUACUUAUUGUUAUUAAAUGAAUUAGCGGGACGAAGGAGAAAUGAUCCAAAUUAUCAUCCAAUUGUUCCAUGGGUUACAAAUUUUAUGAAAAAAGAUGACAUAAGAGACUUAACAAUGUCCAAGUACAGAUUGAAUAAAGGCGACCCACAAUUAGACAUAACUUACAGUCAAGCUUUGGAAAGAGGCGAUCACAAUGCUCAUCACGUCUCUGAAGUACUUUCGGAUAUAACUUAUUACAUGUAUAAAGCAAGAAAUACGGAUAAAAGCAUUUUGUGCAAACAUGUGAGAGAAAAAUGGGUACCAGGAGAAUACCCUUCAACAAUGGCUCGAUUAUACAGUUGGACACCAGAUGAAUGCAUUCCAGAAUUUUUUGAAGAUUUAAACAUCCUUGUAUCCAUUCAUGAUGAUCUCCCCGACUUGAUAUUACCUGACUGGUGUAAAUCGCCACGGGAUUUUAUAAAUUGGCACAGAUCUGUAUUGGAAAGCGACGAAGUUUCUCUUCAACUCCAUAAUUGGAUUGAUAUAACUUUCGGAUAUAAGUUAACUGGAGAUGAUGCUGUGGUAGAAAAAAACGUAUGCCUUCAAUUCGUUGAUCAACAUACAGAUUUAAGAAAUUAUGGAGUUCUACAGCUUUUCCGAAAACCACAUCCUCAGAAAUUUCCUAAAAUAAAUACUGCAAUUUCGCUACAACCAGACUGGAAAAAUUUAGAACUACUUUACAGACUAGAAAAAAAGAAAAAAUUCUCUGAAUCUUUUAUGCCGAAUAAUAAUUCUCUUCCUAAUUCAAAAAACUAUCAAAAUGAGAAUAAUUAUAUAUCCUCCCUUCUCAGUAGAGACUUGCAGUGUUUAUCUUGUCUCAUUGUAGAAAUUUACUGCCCAAAUCAGUUCGUUCACUCCCCGUGCUUUUCCUUUAUCGAUAGAUUCAGAAUUGCCAGGAAAACUUGUCAAGAAUCGCUUAGGCCGUUCCCUCGAGUUCUUCAUCAGCUCUUAAAAGUGCUUUUGGUUUUGGAUCAAAAGGAUUUGGAUUUAAGAGAGGAAAAGUAUGGAAACCUUUUUCAAUAUUCAACCUAUUUUGACAAGAAAAUUAACACCAAUAUUAUUCUUUUAAACUACUCGUCAAUAUUUCCAAUAUCUCCUUUCAUUAAAGUAUUUUAUGAAGUUUUCAAGUUUGUUAAGAGUGUAGCCGAUAACGAAGAAAAAGUUAAGCAACAAAUAUUGAUACUUUCGAAUUUCUUUAUAAAAUAUCGCAAUGAAUUACGUGACGAAGCUCUAAAAAUGGCUAUUUCAUUAGCUCUUCCUUAUAUGAAUGAUGUGACAUGGAGUCCAAGUGCAGUUUGGGAGCUUUUUAAUUCAACAGCCUGCUGUAUGUCGAAACAGGAGAUGGAUAAGUAUCUAAUAAAUCCAAUAGAGAGAUUAUACGAAAGAUCAGUGACUUCUCCAAAGCAUAUGAAACUUUAUCACCGUGUUUUUAUUGUUCAAUUAAUUGUUAGAAUGGGUUUGGAGAAGUUUUUAAAUACCUUUGCUAAAUCUUUAGUGAAAGCAGUCACUGGUCAGAGAAAUUUCGGAGAAGAUCUAAAUACAAGUAGUGAAAGUCAAGAAAGCGAAGAAAAGAGCUCAAAACUCUAUGAAGACCAAGAUGUAUUUGAUGUUCAUAUGGAUGAAAAUAUAGAUUAUGAGGAAAAAGAUGAUCAAGCACAUAAUCAUAACUAUAAUGAAGAAAAAGAUGCAAAAUCCAAAUCGAACUCAAGUUUUUCAGGUAUAAAAUGCAACAUCAGUGAAGCGGCUUCCGAAACAAUGCAAUGGUUAUCUCAUCGUUUGGGUCCUGUUUUAACUUCUAAAUAUGUUUCUCGAAAUCUGCUGGGUAUGUUGGCUGGUUGUUACUACUCUCAUUUGAUUGAGAGUGCCACAGAUGAUGACAGCUCAUGCAGUGUUGGAAGAAGACUAAUAGGAGAUGUCGCUGCUUCAAGAGUCGCCAAUUGCUUAAUUGAUAUUGCUAUACUCUAUGGUGAACAAGUCAUUAUACUGCAAUAUUACUCAUAUUUUACCGAAAUCGUGAAAAUUUCUUCCGAAAAGUUGACUUUAAGAAAUCAAUCAGCUGUUAUUGCAUCGAUUACACUACUUCAACAUACUAUCCCUUACUUGUCUGAUUCAAUUUUAAUGGAAAAUCUAGAGUCCAUUGUUUUAAACGAAUUCUUGAUACCAUGCAUUGAGUUGGUAACGUCUGAAACUGUACGAUUUCCAAGCUCUUAUCGUGGGAGACAAGGUUUAGCAUAUCGUGUCGUCGAUGUCUUAUAUCUUAUUAGUAUGAGGAUAGGAUGUGAUUUAACGAGAAAAAAGUUGACAAAAGCUCUUACAUUGUUCUUUAAGGGUUUCUCUAAAGAUAGAUCAAGUCGUCGGCCACAAAAACGAAAGGAGCAUGUAAGAAGUUCAUCAGACGUGUCAGUUGCAUCCUGUCUCGAGAUGUUAAAUAAUCCCGUAGAGGAAGAAACUAUUGACAACUAUUCCGUGGAGGAGAGCUCCUUGGAAUUGGAGGACACAUUCAAUAAAGAGCUUGCAUUUUAUUCUUACAUACCUCUUAGCCGAUUGGCUGGAGAUAUACAUUUUAAAAAUAUUUUAACGAACAACGACUAUCUACGAAAUUUAUGCGCGGAGUUUGAAGAGCAAGAGAACUUGAAUCGAAUCACUCUCCCAGUGCCUGUUAAAGUAAAAGAAGGCUCCACUAUGGGCACUAAUGUUUCUGUUAUCGGUAACAAGAUUAGUGUUCAACACGCCGAAACUGGAUCUGACAUGAAUACUGCUAGGCAAAAUGAACAAAUGCUGUUGAAUAAUCAACGACAUUUAAAGGGAAAUUGGUUGGCAUACUGGGAAAAGGAAAUUGGCUUUCACGAAGAGAGUUCUAUAUAUUCCGAUUUCCAUCAGAUUAAAUUACAAACUUUUGAUGGCCAUAAAAACUACAUAAAAGAUUUAUGUAUUUUGGACAAUGAAAAUUCUUUACUAAGCGCAUCAAAGGAUAAAACCGUUAAAGUUUGGUCGGUUAGAAAUAUGGGUAACGGAAACUCACGAACGCUUCCUCAGUUUACGUACACAAGGCAUACGAAAUCAGUUUUUGCAGUGUCAUUUUCACCGUCAUCCUUAAGAGCGCUAAGUUGUGAUGGUGUUAUUCAUGAAUGGGACCCUUUUAUGGGAGUAAACAUACGCUCACUUACUGCUCAACAGAGUGUUACUGUCAUGAAAAGGUUUCCGGAGCCAUCAAGCUGUAUAAUGUCAGCAACAGCAGACGGAAAACUACGUCUUGUUGACCUCCGCACACCGAACGGGUUUACUUACCAACUUCGCAGCUCAUUGGCGUCUAAUACAUCUGUUAGAUGCUUAGACAUCAGUCCUAAUGGAAAAUCGGUAGCUGUUGGUCAAAGUAAUGGAUAUUUAUCAAUAUUCGACGUUCGAACAGGACUAGUCUCUGGAAUCUGGAAAGCACACGAUUCGGAAAUUUUAAAAGUUAAAUCGGUCCCACAUUUUACAGACCAAUCAAUCUUUGUAACGUCUUCAACUGAUAGUAAUGUCUAUUUAUGGAAGGCUGAAAGUUGUAAAGUUAUCGGUUCUCUAAAAUCUUUAACGGAACCAGUUCAUUGCAUCGAAUUUUUUAGAAAACAACUUGUCUGUUCAACAACCACAAAUAAGAUAGCUUUUCAGACUCAACCUUUGAAUUACAAGAAUAUAAUCAAUAGUUCAACUGUUAAAUUGCAACACGAUAUUAUAAAAGGGCAAUUAACGGCCUUUAAAGUUUUACCUUUAAACAGAAUGCUUUUAGUAGCAAACGAUCAUGGCUUGAUCACGCUGACCGUCAAGAGUUUACCAAAACAAAGCGGUGCUGUACAGUUUCAGCGCGAAAAAGGACGUUUCCCAGUGAGCCAAAAUCGAUCAUUGACUUUAAAUAUUCCUGGAACUCACCCAAUGGGAUUCGAGAUAACACGAUUCACUGGAAAAGUAGAUGAGGAAUUAAUUUGUACAAUUUGUGGAGGUGUCCUGCAAGACCCAGUUGCAGCAGGUCCGUGUGAACAUGUUUUUUGUAAAUCCUGUAUAACACAAUGGCUCUCACGGCAAUGCUCAUGCCCAGUGGACAGAGGAGGUUUAACCACGCAGCAACUCCAAACUGUACCCCGAAUUGUUAGAAAUAUGCUUGCUAGACUAGAGAUACGCUGUGAAAAUGCCCUACAUGGUUGUACUUCUAUUGUAAAACUAGACAUGUUAGAAGGACACAUAAUCGAAUGUGAAUUUAAUCCUCGAAAGCCUGUAUUAUGUGAUAAAUGCGACAUUGAGAUUCCAAAAGACCAACUACCAACCCAUAGCUGCAUUAGAGAACUAAAGAAACUAUUCAUGAACCAGAUCGAAGUGUAUCAGAAGAGAGUUGAAAAAGCAGAAGCCGAAGUAGAACAAUUAAAAAGAGAACUGAGAUCUCGAUGGAAUAUGAGAUUGGCUGGUGGAGAAACGGAUGAAUUAUCGCGAUGGGCAUCAGAUAUGGAACUUGCUAGAGUGACUAGAUGGGGAGGUAUGAUCUCAACACCAGAUGCAGUUUUACAAGCUGUUAUAAAAAGAGCUUUGAUAGACGCCGGUUGUCCGCAAAGUGCUGUUGGCGAAUUAAUGGAUAAUGCUCACGAAAGACGUUGGCCCCCAGGCUUAUCUACGUUAGAAACCAGACAAUUAAACAGGCGACAUUACGAACGUUACGUGACAAGAAGGGUUCCAGGGAAACAAGCUGUUUUAGUCUUACCUUCGGAUAAUCAGCAUAUGCCUGAUGAUCUUUUGCUCUCCUCUGGCUUAGUAAUGAUAUUUGCACAUGCUAUUUUAUUUGAAAUUUUCCUAAUAAGUUAUUGUAAAGAACCAAUUUAUGGAAAAAACUUUUUUAAGGAUGCUAUGAAUAAUGACGAAAACGCAACUAAUCCCAGUCUUAAACAUACGAAAUAUCCAUGUACAACAAAAGUUACCGACCCACGUGAGCAAGGAGUAGAACAAGAGAGUUUGUUUUAUAAAAUUGAGAAAGAAGAUGUUGACAAAUUCUUGGAAAAGAGUUUACCAUUUGAUUAUCAGCGUUUAGCCUCAGCUUUUAAUGAGCACUGUUUAAUGAUUAGAAAGCCAGCAUUAAAAGUUAUUGACUGCUUGAAGAAAACGGAUUUCUCAGCACCAACGAUACGAUAUCUUUUAUACGGAAAGGAAGGAACGGGUAAGACAACGUCAAUGGCUCAUAUCUUACACUAUGCCUCAAAGGAAGAUUUUCUAAUAAUUCAUGUCCCUUGGGCCGGCUUCUGGUCGAAGCAUUUUAAGGAGUGGACACCGUCUACUUGGAAUGAAGAUCGAAUUGACAUGUCUGUUGAAGCUCUAGAGUGGCUGGUUCAUUUCCACAAAAUGAAUAGUCAUUUACUUGUGGAUAGUUUGACUAUUGAGGGCAACUAUACCUGGAGCAAAAGAGAAAAAACUGAAAGCGGAAGCUCUUUGGGACAACUAAUAAAUUUAGCAGUUGACAGAACAAAAUAUUCGUGUGACAUCGUUGGAGUGCUAUUGAAAGAAAUCAAACUACUAGCCAGUAAUAAUAAGUUGAAGGUUUUGGUUGCAAUUGAUGGUGUUAAUUCCUUUUGGCAUAAAACAAGAAUUAGCCUACCAUACGGUAAUGUAGUGCCCGCCAGUAGGCUAUCAUUAGUACAUAACUUUAAAAAACUAUUAAAGAAUGACUGGAGCGGUGGAUCUGUCGUCUGUACUGUAGACCCUAUGUCUAAUCCUAGAAAUAUGAGAUCAUCUUAUCUACCUGCAUAUUUAUUAACAAAAGAGGGUUUUCAUUAUAUGGAACCAUUUAUACCAAUAAAAACAACAGAGUACAAUAAUAAGGAAAUGCAAAGUUGUCUAGACUAUUAUUUUUCAAACAAUUGGAUACAAGUUGAAAAUGCUGAUAGCGAAGAAGGCAGAAGUGAAUUAACCUUUUUAAGUCAGAAAAAUCCAAGAGAAUUAGUUAAUGUUUUGCGUGGAUGGUAA